AUGAGCUCACUGUUAGGACUUGUCAAUUAUUCUGAUGAUGAAGGAUCUUCUGAAGAUGAAAACAACAUUCCUCAACCUAUAAAGAAACAAGAAUCUAAAGAAAAACCAAAACAAGCACCUCCUCUACAACCACCAAAACCCUCUCUAUUAGCAACACCUCCACCUAUCAUUGAAUACAACAGACGCCUAAACGCAGCCUUAACACCUAAACCUAUUGAAGGUGUCGACCAUUGGGGCAUUCCAAGUGAAUCAGACUUGGUAUGCGAUUCAAACAGAGAAGAAAAAAUAGCACACUUUUUGUCACUUCGCGCCUCAGGUCAUCGUCUAAAUGAUCAUUUGCAGCAUAACAAGGCAUUUCGCAACCCACGUAUCUAUGCCAAACUAGUUGAGUUUACAGAAGUCGAUGAAUUUGGCAGCAAUUUUGAUAAACAGGAGUUUGACCCCUAUGGAUUUCCUAAAGAAAUGUACAUUGAUGGCAUUUUAGAAACACAAAAGAAGAUAGCCGAGGAAAAGGCUGCUCAACAACAAAAUAGAACAUCUGUCAAUUUUGUGUCGUCUCAACAACCAGCAUUAACGCAGCAACAGUCCACAACAAUGGCACAAGCCAUGGCUGCUGCAGCCAAAGUAGCUAGUCGGAUUGCUAAACCACCUUCAAUGGAAACAACAGGGGAUAAACGAAGUAAUAAGUGGGAAGAUGACUAUAGAUCAAGUAAACGAUAAUUCAUCUUUGUGUUAACCUGUCAAACUGAGUCAUACUUGAUUUGACUGGUUGCAUUAAAAUAAAACUCCAUCUUUUAUCUCUUA
Gilbertella persicaria is the source of this 804-nucleotide messenger RNA. RefSeq names its product HCNGP-like protein-domain-containing protein. Lineage: Eukaryota; Fungi; Mucoromycota; Mucoromycetes; Mucorales; Choanephoraceae. The transcript is spliced from 2 exons. Gene Ontology annotation, cellular component: nucleus. Bases 1 to 720 code for a protein of 239 amino acids. Gene Ontology annotation, biological process: regulation of DNA-templated transcription. The record is from RefSeq and is a predicted model, not a curated record.